Molecule: messenger RNA, 707 nt
Organism: Drosophila elegans
Lineage: Eukaryota; Metazoa; Arthropoda; Insecta; Diptera; Drosophilidae
Gene: tomboy20
Product: mitochondrial import receptor subunit TOM20 homolog B
Exons: 1
Coding region: 120-575 (151 amino acids)
Biological process (GO): protein targeting; protein import into mitochondrial matrix; tRNA import into mitochondrion
Cellular component (GO): mitochondrial outer membrane; mitochondrial outer membrane translocase complex
Molecular function (GO): transmembrane protein transporter activity
Source: RefSeq, a predicted model, not a curated record
UCAAUCUACAUUUGAUCGUCAACACACUUGGCUGUACACACUAGUCUCGUCCGGACGCCAACAUCAGAAAUUUUAACAGACACAAAAAAACCACAAUUGCUGAAGCAUAAAAUUCGAAAAUGAUUGGAAUCGGGGGCACUUUCAAGGCUUUGGCGGCAAUAUCAGGACUGCUGUUCAUGGGCUAUUGCGUGUACUUUGACAAAAAGCGUCGCAGCGAUCCGGAGUUCAAGAGGAAGUUGCACGAGCGCCGCAAUCAGCGGAACUUUGCAUCCUUGAAAGCCUCAGCAGCGGGUAAUAUGAGCGAGAAGGACAUUGAGAUGUACUUCAUGACCCAGAUCCACAAGGGCGAGGGCCUGAUCACCAACGGCGACAUCGAGGGCGGAGUGGACCACCUGAUCAAUGCGAUCCUCGUUUGCAGCCAGCCGGGAAAAUUGCUGCAGGUGCUGCAGAACACGCUGCCCAUGGAGAUCUUUACCAUGAUGCUGAUCAAAAUGCACGCCUACGAGUCGGCAGAGCGCAGUUCCUCCGUCAUCAUGGACGAGGAGGGAGGAGCAGGAAUCGACGCCCUCGAAUAGGUUACUUUGUGCUCCAAAAAUUAAGGCUCGAGCAAUUGGAAAACUUUUCUGUGAAGUCUGAGUGGCAGAGUGUAGCGGAGUACAUUCCUUGGUUCACAUAUCUCGGGCAAAUACAUACAACGUAUACUGGUA